This is a messenger RNA of Spirometra erinaceieuropaei, 1835 nucleotides long. Lineage: Eukaryota; Metazoa; Platyhelminthes; Cestoda; Diphyllobothriidea; Diphyllobothriidae. The record is from the annotation of a GenBank genome assembly.
AUGAAAGAAGCCGAAGGCCAGCUUGCGAGAUGGCAGGAAUUACUGCAGGAAUUCGAUUUCACUUGUCAAUAUCGACCAGGCCACCAACACGCCAACGCGGACGCCCUUUCUCGCCGCCCAGGUGACGCCGGCACAGCAGACCCAGAAGUAACGGACGAACACAUAGCGGCGGUUACAAUCAGCGAACCCACUCGUUAUCAUUGGGCAUUUGCACAAAGUACCGAUCCGGACACCGCAAUAAUUUACGACCACCAGUUGCAUGGUCGACACAGACCAACAGAGGUCGAACUUCGCGGCUCCUCGGAGAAUGCCCGCCUCUUGUGCCACCAAUGGGCCACCCUGUUCGUUGAGAAUGAACUGCUCUUCUUUAAAGACGCAGCAUCCACCCAUCCGCGGCUAGCUAUUCCGAGUAGCCUCGUCAUACCUGUCCUCACAGACUAAUACCACGAGUUGGGACAUGUAGGAGUGACUAAAACGGAAGCGGCUGCUAGGCAGCGCUUCUGGUGGCCCCGCCUCAGAGAGCAAGUCGCCAACUUCUGUAACGCGUGCCCCACCUGUGCCUCCUUUAAGGGCACUAUCCCUCGAAAUCGCGCACCCCUACAGCCUAUGAUUACAGGCUUUCCUUUUCAGCGGGUGGGCGUAGACAUAGUCGGCCCGUUGCCUUACACAACUUCCGGCCAUCGCUACAUCUUAGCGUUGGUAGAUUAUUUUACGAAGUGGGCUGAGGCCAACCCUUACAUCGACAAGAUGCAGCCUCGGUCACCAUCGCGCUGAUAAAGGAAUGAGUCUGUCGAUACGGAGCACCCUUUUCACUUCACUCCGAUUGCGGAGCUAACUUCGAAAGCCACCUUCUACGCGAAGUCUGUGACCUGCUCCUCAUCCAGAAGACUCGAACUUCACCAACCCACCCAAAGGGUAAUGGCCAGGUGGAGCGCACAAACCGGACCAUCAUUAAUAUCCUGAAGGCGUUCGCCGAGGACUACCACCCACACGAUUGGGACGUGAAAUUACCCUUCGCCAUGAUGGCCUACAGAGCUGCCAUUCACUCUUAAACGGGCCACGCCCCAUUCUAUAUGCUGACCGGCCGCCAAUUCCGACUACCGACGGACUCGAACGUCCUCACGCAGCAACCGACGGCCUAUACAACCGACAACUAUGUGAUAGAGCUACAGGAGCUACUAAGACUCACGCACAACCUGGCCCGCACACAACUCCGCAACGCCUACGAAAGACAAUAGACUCAUUUCGACCGACGGGCACACGGGCUUCCCUACCACAUCGGCGAUUUAGUGCUCCGUUAUCGGGCGGUCCCGCCUGUGGGCACACCGGCCAAAUUAUUCCGCCCUUGGGAAGGACUGUUCGUGGUCGCCGACGUCAAUUUCGCCCACUACUUACAUUAUCCGCGACGCCCUCACCCACGCCGGCCCCACUUCCACUGUACACUUCGAUAAGUUAAAACCUUACCACAGCAGUCCCCCCGUAGCGUCCCACGAUACCCUACGCAUUCUCCCUCCCCAUUUAGUCCCCUUGCCUACCAACGAAGUGGAAGCUCCUCACGACCCCCACCCUCCACCAGGCCCCGCGGACGGGGCACUGCCCAGAGGGGGGGGGGCAGUUGUAGCAACACACAUGUACGGUUGUUUUAAUAGACAAGGGCGCUAAGUUCGAGAGCAAGGGUGCCUGGUGUCUGGACACUAUCUGUCUGCUUUCUCUUGUUUUUUUUAGUCGAUAUGCAUGAAGAAGAAGAAGAAGAAGAAGAAGAAGAAGAAAAAGAAGUAGAAGACUCCCCCUCCCCGGUGGCAGCAUCCAACUCCACCUUCCCUGGACAGCUGUGA